Molecule: messenger RNA, 2418 nt
Organism: Panicum virgatum (switchgrass)
Lineage: Eukaryota; Viridiplantae; Streptophyta; Magnoliopsida; Poales; Poaceae
Exons: 5
Coding region: 1-2418 (805 amino acids)
Molecular function (GO): catalytic activity
Source: RefSeq, a predicted model, not a curated record
AUGGUCUCGGGCAAGAUUGAGUGGUUGCGGUGGCGUUUGGGUUUGACAAACAUGGUGGUGAAGGAUUGCGUUGGGAGGAGUGGUGGACUUGCAAUCUUUUGGCGCAAUGGGGUUGAGUUUCAUUUGCGUACAACGUCUCGGCUGUACAUUGACGGAGAUGUGGAGGAGGCAGAUGGAUUCACAUGGCGUCUCACGGUCUUCUACGGCGAGCCCAAAUCAGACCAGAAGGAACUGUCAUGGAGGGCGUUACGCACACUAAAUGCUGGGCGGAGGCAUCCGUGGCUUUGCUUGGGUGAUUUCAAUGAAAUUUUGUUUAGUCACGAGAAGGAGUGGGGUGUGCCUAGACCACAAGUCUGCAUGGAUAGGUUCCGGAUGGCAUUAGAGGACUGUGCUUUGUCUGACCUUGGUUUCUCCGGGGACAUCUUUACCUGGAGAAAUAAUAGCCACACGGAUGACCAUUACAUCCGGGAGAGACUGGACCGUGCGGUGGCGGAUGGAGCAUGGCAGGCACGUUUCCCGGAUUUUCAUGUUCGAAAUGGUGAUCCCCGCCACUCGGACCACAGGCUGGUGGUGGUCACUAUGGAGAAGGAGCCAGAACACAGGAGUCCGGCUGGGGGCUCCCCUUUCCGUUUUGAAGCUGGGUGGGUUCAAGAGGAGAAUUGUGAAACAAUUGUGGAGAACGCUUGGCGGCUGACAAUGGAGGCGAGGGGAGGUAAGGUGGAGUCAGCUGUUCGAGAGGUGGCGGCGGAGCUCCAAGACUGGAGCACGAACUGUCUUGGUGAUUUGGAGAAGCGUGUUAAACAUGCAAAAAAUGCUUUGGAGAUGUGCAGACCCAGUUCCAUUAGCCGGGACAGUGUGGCAAGGGAGAUCCUCAAAUAUCGGCUGCAUAAGCUUGAGGAUCAGGUGGAACUGUAUUGGUGCCAGCAUGCUACUUCGCACUGGCUGAAACAUGGUGAUCGGAACACACGUUUCUUCCAUCAGUAUGCAUCAGAAAGAAGGAGGAGAAAUCGAAUUACACGAUUGGUGAAGGAUGAUGGGUGUGUAGUGGAGGAUGCGGGAGGAAUUCAAGCCAUGGCGACUAACUUUUAUUCUGCUUUAUUUACCUCUAGUGCGGGGUCUCGAUAUGAGGAGCUGUUGCAACAUGUGCCAUCUCGUGUAACUGAUGCAAUGAAUGCUGAUCUCACUAGAGAUUACACUGAGGAAGAGAUCAAAGCUGCCCUCGAUAGUAUGGGAGAUCUGAAAGCUCCUGGCCCAGAUGGCAUGCCUGCUUUAUUCUAUAAGAAAUUUUGGAAUAUUGUGGGGAAGGAUGUGGUAAAGGAAGUUACUGAAGUACUAAAUGGAGGUCCUAUGCCUGGCAGCUGGAAUGAAACAGUGGUGGUGUUAAUUCCAAAGGUUCAGAAACCUGAGCGAUUAAAAGACUUGCGUCCCAUCAGUCUUUGCAAUGUGGUGUACAAGAUUGCCUCGAAGAAUAAGAGGAGGGGUGCUGAUAGUUAUGCGGCUCUGAAACUUGAUAUGAGCAAAGCAUUGCUCGGGCAGACUAUAAACAAGGAUAAAUCAUCCAUCAUGUUCAGUAAAAACACAAGAGAGAGUGUGAAAUCUGCUCUGAUGGCUGACCUGGAAGUCAGUUCUGAAGCAAGGAAUGAUCGGUACCUCGGCUUGCCUAUCAGUAUGGGCAGAUCAAAAGUCCUGACCUUCAAUUACCUGAAGGAGCGGGUCUGGAAGAAAAUUCAGGGGUGGAAGGAAAAGCUGUUGUCCAAGGCAGGAAAAGAUGUACUUAUCAAAGCUGUUGCACAAGCUAUUCCGUCUUAUGCAAUGUCUUGCUUUGAUCUCACGAAGACACUUUACGACGACAUUGGCUCCAUGAUUUGCAGAUUCUGGUGGUCGCAGCAGGAUAAAGAAAAUAAAAUGCAUUGGCUUUCUUGGGAACUUAUGUGCAGUAGGAAGGAGAAAGGAGGACUGGGGUACAGGGAUUUGCACCUGUUCAAUCUAGCAAUGCUGGCUCGGCAGGGUUGGAGGCUCCUCAUGGAUCCAACUUCACUGUGUGCCCAAGUGCUACAGGCCAAAUACUAUCCUUCUGGUGAUCCUCUGAUGGCGAUUGAAAAGCCUGGGAAUUGGGAUGAGGAGUUGGUGAGAGAAAUUUUCUGGGAAGAAGAUGUACAACAUAUUCUGAGUGUUCCAGUGAAACAAGGAUACUCUGAUUCUCUAGCGUGGCACAAUGAUGUGAAGGGUUUAUUCUCUGUAAAAUCAGCAUAUCAUGUACUUGAGGAUGGGAGAGAACGGAAGAAUGUUAGACAGGCUGGUUCCACAAGCUCUGAAAAUUCUGCUGUUAUGGGCUACUAUUGGAACCGUCUCUGGAAGAUUGACUGCAUGCCAAAGAUGAAGAUGGUGGGCACUGCUUUCUCAGGUGCAAGUGGGUAA